This is a messenger RNA of Hydractinia symbiolongicarpus, 675 nucleotides long. RefSeq lists its product as uncharacterized. Gene Ontology annotation, molecular function: ubiquitin-protein transferase activity. The record is from RefSeq and is a predicted model, not a curated record. NCBI's taxonomy places the organism in Eukaryota, Metazoa, Cnidaria, Hydrozoa, Anthoathecata, Hydractiniidae. The coding region runs from base 19 to 531 and encodes 170 amino acids. Gene Ontology annotation, biological process: protein ubiquitination; DNA-templated transcription termination. The transcript has a single exon.
CGUAUAUCACAACCAAGCAUGUCUUCAGGAAUCGUUCUCGAUUUGAUAUACAGUAGAGAAUAUAUUGAUGACUUUGAUCUUUUCACGGUCCCUGAUUUAAGAGCCCGAGCGAGGUUCCUUGGCAUACGUGGAUACUUGCGGCUCAGAAGGUCCGAGCUUAUCGAAUUAUUGUUAUCAACAGUACCCACAAGAGAUCCCGAUAUGACUUUGACGCUCGUCCUAGGGAUGCUUGAUCACGAAGUGAUCGAAUUUUCAGGACCCGUGAUGAGACCAAAUGUAUCAGCACCGAGACCGAUGAGACCGGUACCAUCGUUGGUUGAGAAUGAUGUGAGUGAUGAUGAAGAGGACAUUGACGAUGAUGAUGAUAAAUGUAUCAUUUGUCUUUCUAAACGAAAGAACGCCACCAUUGUUCAUGGUAGAACAGGGCAUUUUUGCUGCUGUUUAUCGUGCGCAUAUAAAUUGGAGAAGAGGGGGGAUAAAUGCCCUAUAUGUCGUGCAUCCAUCGAUUUUGUCAUUAGACAAUAUAAUUGAUUUGUUGGGGGUCAGAUUUUUUUUGUUACUCACGCGAGUAACAAAUGUUAUGAAUCUUUUUUUUUUUUUUGGUUUCACGAUUGUAUAAAACCAUCUUAAAGGUCUACAUAUAGCAUAUCACAACCCGAUAUGACUUCGAGAAAU